This is a messenger RNA of Cylindrotheca closterium, 1740 nucleotides long. Lineage: Eukaryota; Bacillariophyta; Bacillariophyceae; Bacillariales; Bacillariaceae. The record is from the annotation of a GenBank genome assembly.
AUGAUGAAGGCUCUUGCACUUCUAGCAAUUGCCAGCGCAGCUGAUGUAUCAAAAGUAGAUCGUAGUACAAUUCAAGAAAGUUUGAAUAAAAUGGACAAAGGCAGUCUGUUGCGAAAGGCUCGAGUGCUUCGAAAUCAACAAUAUUACAACGGAUCGAACCAAGGAGGCAGCUACCAAUAUGCCAGACAAGAUUUGAAUGGCAUUGACGUGGAUUCUUCGUUGCUUAUUGAAUUUGAAGAAUGUACUUCACUGACGAUACUGAACGAUGAAGUAAUGGCGGGAAUGGAGAAGGGCAGCAUAUUCAAGGCAUCAAAAGAUUUUGUAAUUUUCAGCGCUACAAACCACAACAAGUAUGCAAAGAAGCAGUUUGCCAUUGACAUUCCCACAUUUGUCUCCAGUAUGGCUGAAACCAUUCUGUCAGAUAACUACAACUUUUGCCAGGCAUGUGCCCAAGCCCAGUACUAUUGCGGCUACAUGCACGCUGAUAAGAAUUCCUAUGCUAGUAACGGGCAACAAAAUUCAAAUUCUGAGCAACAGAAUCCUUAUCGUCAGCCCGAAAACAAUAGCAACCAAAACGAGAACUAUUCUGCACAAGAUAGGUAUGAUAUGUAUCGUCACUACAACAAUGGGGGAGGACAAAGCAAUGGCAGUCACCAAUCCAAUCAGAAGUCUUACAGACAGCAGUAUGGAGACUAUCGGAUGAAUGGAGGGAACCGCAAUCUACAUCAAGGGCGCCUGAGAGAGACAGUUGAUUGCGAAACUUGUCAGAGCGUGUGCGCCGAGCAAAGCAGCACGUACACCCAAGACACCAACAAUUAUGACAACGACCAAGGGGAGUAUACCAACUAUCAGGCUAUUGAAUGGUUGCGAGGACUUUCUAAAUGCGAGCAAGUGAACUAUGGCAAUUACUACAACAUGAACGGCCAGAAUGGCAAUGGUAGCAAACAAAAGCAACAACAGAAGCAAACAUAUAGCCAAAUAUACAACGAGUUGUACGCGGGUCUCAUGUGCAAUGCGGAUGGCACUGGAAUUGAAGUUGGCAUCUUCAUGGAUGAGGAAUGUUCUGUUUGGAACCCAUCCAAAUCUUUCAUGAGCAUCUUGGUUGAAGGCACACUGCCAUACUUUUACUACACCAAAACGAAGAACCUUGUCCAGUUUAUUUUCACAAAGCAGAUUGGCUGUGGCGAGACAGAGUACACGGUCCCCUACGGCGACGAAGGGUACGACAACGGGCAAAAUUACAACAGCUACGAAUAUGAUAAGUAUGGUUAUUCGCAGGCGAAUGACGGCUGCCAAUACCUCUUUGAAGGAAGUGUUCUCAAUAUUGGAGGAACAUGUGCAAAUACAGCCACCGACGACGACGGUAACUACGCAUCACAGGAUGUCAUCACACAGGAUGGCAAAUAUACAUAUUUCAGUUCUUCUGGAUGGUCAACAUAUCAAUAUGAUAUAAGUGACCAGGACAGCGAUUAUCAAGUGUGCACUGCGAUUCAGAAUCAAGUGGACAAUGGAGACACGCAUACAACUAGUACUCAGUCCAAGAAAGACAAUCUAUACACGUACAACACAAGAACGACAUCCUUGCUUGACGGCUCUAACUUGACUGGCGAAGAUUUAUUCCUCAUCAUUUUUGGUGUCAUUCUGGCAAUUGUUAUACUUUAUUUUAUCCGCAAGAGAUACUUGCGUCAGCAAAACGGCAGGACAGAGCCACUCAUCAGCCUUGGACACGACAUGUCAUGA